Aaosphaeria arxii CBS 175.79 is the source of this 1782-nucleotide messenger RNA. Its product is annotated as ENTH-domain-containing protein. Gene Ontology annotation, biological process: endocytosis; actin filament organization. Gene Ontology annotation, cellular component: endosome; plasma membrane; clathrin vesicle coat. The record is from RefSeq and is a predicted model, not a curated record. Gene Ontology annotation, molecular function: phospholipid binding; clathrin binding. Lineage: Eukaryota; Fungi; Ascomycota; Dothideomycetes; Pleosporales. The coding region runs from base 1 to 1782 and encodes 593 amino acids. The transcript is spliced from 4 exons.
AUGUCUAAGGUCGUUCGAAGCGUCAAGAACGUCACCAAGGGGUACUCCGCCGUGGAGGUCAAGGUCCGCAAUGCGACCAGCAACGAUCCAUGGGGCCCUGUAGGUUCCGAUAUGGCCGAAAUCGCCCAAAUCACCUUCAACAACUCUACCGAUUUUUACCAGGUCAUGGACAUGCUGGACAAGCGCCUGAAUGACAAGGGAAGGAAUUGGCGUCACGUUCUCAAAUCCUUAAAGGUGCUGGACUACUGCCUGCACGAGGGUUCAGAAUUGGUCGUGACCUGGGCCCGGAAAAACAUCUACAUCAUCAAGACGCUCCGCGAGUUCCAGCAUAUUGACGAGGAUGGCCGUGACGUUGGGCAGAAUGUGCGUAUCUCCGCGAAGGAGCUUACUUCGUUGAUCCUUGACGAGGAGCGAUUGCGCGCCGAGCGAGCGGACCGGAAGUCCUGGAAGUCGCGAGUCACCGGCAUCGAAGAGUACGGCGGUGGCCAGGCUGGCGGCAGCCAUGCUGGCGGUAGUGGCGGAGAACACUCAAGUAGGCGCCAACGUGAGCAUCGCGGUAACAAGAGGAACGAAGAGGAGGACCUUGAGUUCCGACUCGCCCUCGAAGCAAGCAAGAACGAGGCCGAAGAGGACCGCAAACGCCGUGAGCGCAACUCUGGGGUUGGAGCCGCGGGCGGAGACGAUGAUGAUGAUCUUGCAAAAGCAAUCAAGUUGAGCAAAGAGGAAGAAGAACUCAGGCGCAAAGAGCUGGAACAGAGCAAUGCAGACCUUCUGUUCGGCGACGCCCCUGCCCAGUCAGCCGCAUACCAACCGACCGGCAAUAACCAGGGCUACCAGCAGCAAGGCGCGGUGGACUGGUUUGGAAAUCUAGUCGAUCAGCAGCAACCGCAGAGUACAGGAUUCCUAAACAAUGCGUACUCCCAGCCAACAGGAAUGCAGACACAGCAGACAGGGUUCCAGAACGGCUAUGGUGGAUACAAUGGUUUCCCACAGCAGCAGCAACAGCAACAGCCACAAGCAACCGGUUUUGACCAAUUCGGCGGGCAACAAGCAUCAUACCUGCAGCCACAGCAGACGUCUUUCAAUGUCAACAACCCUUACGGCCAACAGAUGGGCGGAUUUGAUAACCUAGGCCAGCAGCAGCAGCAACAGCAGCCCCUGCAAGCGCAAAGCACAUUGCAGCCCGGAAGUCAUAACCCUUGGGCGGCGAACAAACCCCAGGAGUCUAUUAUGCCCCAGCCUACUGGCUCGAACAAUCCGUUCGCGUCUUCAUUCAACAGGUCACAGACCGCACCUACGAAUACCCAGCCAACCUUGAAUACCCUACACGAGCAGAAGACUCAAACACAAUUCAACAACACCAGCUUCAAUCCUCCCGUUUCAUUCAACCCGCAACAAUCUUUCCAGCCCCAGCAAACAGCACAACCGGCAAAGGAGAUGGACCCCAACGCGGCAAAGCUCAACGCUCUGCUCGCGGCCGGCGAGGGCCAAGAUACUUUUGGAAACACGGGCAAUCUACGCAUUCCCGCUCAGCAUACGGCACCUGGUACUUUUGUCAACUCGGCAGGAGCUGGUGCCCAAAGAAUCACUGCCAACGCUACUGGCAACAACCCCUUCUUGAACUCUCAGUUCACCGGCUUGCCGCAGCAAAACCGCAUGGUCCCAGCACAAACUGGACCCGCGGGAGGAUUUGGUGCAAACCCAUACGCCAGUGGAAACCCAUUCGGCGGAGCCCAGAACAACCGACAGCAGUCCGGUGGCAAUAAUUUGAUAGACCUAUAG